Pieris macdunnoughi is the source of this 2145-nucleotide messenger RNA. The record is from the annotation of a GenBank genome assembly. Lineage: Eukaryota; Metazoa; Arthropoda; Insecta; Lepidoptera; Pieridae.
AUGGUCAUGAAACAGAUUCAGAACAGAUUUAUUUUUUAUUUACUAAAAGCAAUAUAUAUAUUUCAGGCUGAAAUAGACGCAGCCGGAGUGGGCGGUGGCGACACGGCAGCGGCUCCUGAAGCGCCUGACUCUGACGAUGAUAUGGGAGACCAUUAUGACGCCGGGGACUCUCCACAUCACAGUUGGGCGGGAUCUCCUGCGCCGGAGUGUCCCCCUUCCGAGGAUGCCGCUAUGCCGCCUCCACCACCGCCCGUGCAGCCCACGCUGCCCAUACCUAUGGAAGUAGAUGGGAUGGAGUCCCAACCGGAAAUAGAGCGGCCGGAAGAGCGUGCGGAGACACCUGCGCCUGCGCUCGAUUCUACUACUUUGCUACAAAACGAGGAAGAAUCCUUCGCUUUGGCUCCAGUUGAUGCUACUGUACUUAAAGGCAUCACGAAAACGAAACGCAAGCGUAAACUUAUAGUGGACGAAGUGAAGAACUUAACCGGUGAAGAGAUGAAGAACCAGUUAAGCAAUACAUCUGAUAUCGUGAUAACUCUGGAUCUGGCUCCUCCAACCAGGAGAUUGAUGCACUGGAAGGAAUCCGGGGGUGUUGAGAAAUUAUUCACAUUGUCCGCUAGGCCUAUACCUUCGAGGGUUCUGUUCAAGAAAUACCAACGCAACAUGAUUCUGCGCAGUGAAAACGAAGAUGGCGAUGCGAAGUCUCCGGAGCCCGAGCAGCCCGUGGCGAAGCCCCGAGGAAGGAAACGAAGGCACGAGGAGAUUAUCCACCACGCACCGGAAACACCUGCGCCGGCGCUUCUACCUGACAUACAGCCUCCGACUCCUGUGCCUCAAGAAUAUGAGCCUUCUAUUGAGUCAGAACGAGUGCCUGAACCCACUCCCGGAUACCUGUCACCGAGGUCUGAUGAUGAACCUCCUCUCACUCCAGGUAUGCUAAGCAGCAUCGGUGCCCCAUUGACUCCUGGAAUACUGGGCUCUCUGACACCUGGAACUCUUCUACAAGGCGGAAUCACGCCAGGUUCACUUGGACAUGGAGCAUUGACGCCAGGUGGCUUGACUCAUGGCGGCAUGACUCCAGCUGGUCUUCAUCAUGGCGACAACCAGCCGUUAGACCUUAACUUAACCUCCAGUGGAAUGACACCCUCGGCAUUGCACCAUGGCGGCAUGACUCCAGGAUUAGGUUUAGACAGUGGUAUGACCCCAGGGGGGCUAAGCCACGGAGGUCUUACACCUGCCGGUCUACAUCAUGGAGGAAUGACACCAGGUGGUUUGGAUCACGGAGGAAUGACGCCAGUUGGCCUACAACAUGGUGGAAUGACACCCGCUGGUUUACACCACGGAGGAAUGACACCGGCUGGUUUACACCAUGGAGGAAUGACACCGGCUGGUUUAGGACACGGCGGAAUGACGCCGGCGGGCUUGGUUCACGGUGGAAUGACUCCGGCAGGUUUAGGGCACGGUGGAAUGACCCCAGUGGGAUUGGGACACGGUGGAAUGACCCCAGCCGGUUUGGGUCACGGUGGAAUGACACCCGGUGGAUUGGGUCACGGAGGAAUGACACCAGCAGGAUUACAACACGGAGGAAUGACGCCGUCAGAUUUAAGACAUGGAGGAAUGACGCCUACAAGUGUACAGCACAGUGGUCUUUUGCACCCCAACUCAGAACUACCGAUGAUGCCCCAGGGUGGAUCCCACAACCCUCUUCUGGCCACCGCAGACCAUCUGCACUCUAUGAGCCGAGGGGACUACCAGAAUGGAUUGACGAAUUUAGGCUACGAUGACCAACAGGGUCAUAACAGUCCACAGCAUGAUUAUGACUUGCCUUUAAGUGUUGAGAAUCCGGAAGAGGGCAGAGACAGCGAAUGGCGUGAGGCGGGUGAGACAGACGAACAGUUCGAGGAGCGAGUGUUGAAUCGUCGUGCUGCGCAGCUCUUCUCCUUAAUGAAGCCUAAACUCAUUGGUGAAGCGAGCAUCAUGUUUGCAGAGCUUGCACCGAGGCAUAAUAAUAGGAAACAGGUUGCCCAGAAAUUCUACAGUUUACUAGUUCUCAAAAAGCAUCAAGUAUUGAAACUAGAACAGAACGAAACAUACGGACCCAUCACUAUAUCCCGGGGCACCCAGUUCGAAACGGAAGCACUAUAA